Messenger RNA from Linum trigynum, 1714 nucleotides. The record is from the annotation of a GenBank genome assembly. Lineage: Eukaryota; Viridiplantae; Streptophyta; Magnoliopsida; Malpighiales; Linaceae.
UAGUAUAACUUCCAAUCCAAUUGUAUGAUAUUUUUACAAAUAAACCUCUAGCUCUAGCUCUCAAGUAUUGAACUAAUACAUCACACCAUACACCUAGGUGAUUGAUCAAGGGGGCGAUAAUUUUUAUUUACUGAUAACAUAUCGUAUCCUUCAUUUUAAACCAAUCGAAGUUGAGAAAUGUUUUUUUGUGAUAACGUGAAUAUUUAUUUAUUUAUUUUCUUAUUCCUAACUUCAGUAGAAGGAAGAAAAUAUUUAUCCUUAGCAACCCCUUCCAAAAGGGAAAGAAGAUUUGUAAAACAGGAACCUUUCUUUUUACCCCUUGCUGCCUUAGUCGGGGUAAAAAAAAAUAUGGCUUCAAAUUCAACGAUGUAAGUUUUGCUCCUGAAGAAAUCCUGGGAUGCUCAAAACGCAACGAUUUGCAUCCCAUUCUUCCAGGAUUUUUUCAAAGGUAUAUUAAUUAAUUAAAAUUUCUUCUUCUUUGCAAUCUUGUUCUUUUAGUCUCUUCUCUCCAAAAUGCAAAUCAUGAUCAAAGGUUCUUUUGAGUGUGUUGAUUCGAUGUUCAUCGUCAUUGAUUCACUUAUAUCGAUUGAAAAUUUGGAACACCUUCAAACAUGUUUCAUAGGAGGUUAUCUAGAAUGUGAUCGCAUUGAAAAUUUUUGAACCGUUUUGGCUUUUUCUUUUAUUACAAGGCCAAAGGAUUAGUGGAAAAAGCAACAAAAUGAUCGUCAAAAAGUGUUGAGUGAGAUUUUCUUAAUUCUAUUGACUUGUUUCUUUAUUCAGAUAGUAAGACAGACAUAAGUCAAAUUUCUAAUUUGUAGAUAAUCUAAAUGACUUACUUUUCCUUUCAUCCAUAGGAAACAAAUAUUUCCGGGGGCAAAUUGUAGAGAUACACUAACAUUUUCCAAUUGAUCAAAGCUAUGACACGAAGAUGUUGUUGGCCAAAGAUAUUUCGUAGUUGUUGCAAUUUUAGGUGUUGUAACGAUGUGAAUGACAAAGAUAAUCAUGAUGAGAAUAACGCCGACGACAAGAAUCAUCACAUAGAGCUAGCCACGGGAAGGGUUCAACUCAUCAACACGAUCCAGAAUUGGGAUGCCAAGCUCCUCGAGACCAAGAAACCUGGCAAGAUUGUCAUCCUCAAUUUUAGCUCUUCCUGGAGUAGUCCCUGUAGGAGAAUAGCUCAUCCCUACUGCAAGCUUGCUGAGAAAUACCCUUCUAUCACAUUUCUUACUGUCGACGUAGAUGCACUUGCGGAAAUGAGUUCGACAUGGGAAGUCAAGGCCACACCCACAUUUUUUUUCUUGAAAGAAGGGAAACAAGUGGACAAACUUGUUGGUGCAGACAAGCAAGAGCUCAAAACGAAGAUUGCUAACAUUGAUAGUCUACCUUCAUAGUAUUCCCAGGAACAAGUGCAAGUGAUUGUUUUGAAUAGAGAUUUGCCCUUAUCUUUUUCUUAGUGCUCUCUCAUCAGCAAAACAAAAUGUAAAACAAGUAUGAUAAAAAAAGGAUUCAAAGAGGAAGAGAGAUGUAUAUGUUUAUGGAAGUAGUAUGGUUGAGCAUACAUGGAUUGUAAUUUUGUAGUAAUACUUUUGCAUGCAAAGUGUAGAUUUAUUUUCUUUUCCAUGCUUUUGAAAUUUUGGAAACCAAGGACAUCUAUUGAGAGGGCUCAAAAGAAGGAUGAUUUUCACUAUAUCUCCAUUAAAAUGCUCAUAUUGUC